Molecule: messenger RNA, 15488 nt
Organism: Coregonus sp. 'balchen'
Lineage: Eukaryota; Metazoa; Chordata; Actinopteri; Salmoniformes; Salmonidae
Source: the annotation of a GenBank genome assembly
AUGUACACGCUGCAGAUUGGAAGGGACGCUGGUAGUUUUGGGGAACUUUGUAGGAGUUUCUGACAUUGCAUUGAUGUCUCCUUUGUUUGAGUUAUGCUUUCAAGAAAGAAAAGCAAAAACGAAGCGUCGAAACCGGCCGAGGUACACGGGAAAUACGUCAAGAAGGAGACAUCACCACUACUGAGAAGUAAGUUGGUUAUCUAACUAGUUUAGCUAACUAAAUCAAAUAAAAUGUUAUCGGUCACGUACACAUAUUUGGCAGAUGUUAUUGUGAGUGUAGCGAAAUGCUUGUGUUCCUUGCUCCAACAUUGUAGAAGUAUCUAACAAUUCACAACAAUACAAACAAAUAUAAAAGUAAAAGAAUGGAAUUAAGAAAUACAUAAAUAGCAAUGUCGGAAUGGCAUUGGCUAAAAUACAGUAGAAUACAGUAACGUUAUAUACAUAUGAAAUGAGUAAAGAGUAUGUAAACAUGAUUAAAGUGACUUGUGUUCCAUUAUUAAAGUGACCAGUGAUUCCAUGUCUAUGGUACAUAGUAAAGGGCAGCAGCCUCUAAGGUGCAGGUUGAGGAACCGGGUGGUAGCCGGGGCAGCAGGGUUGAGGAACCGGGUGGUAGCCGGGGCAGCAGGGUUGAGGAACCGGGUGGUAGCCGGGGCAGCAGGGUUGAGGAACCGGGUGGUAGCCGGGGCAGCAGGGUUGAGGAACCGGGUGGUAGCCGGGGCAGCAGGGUUGAGGAACCGGGUGGUAGCCGGGGCAGCAGGGUUGAGGAACCGGGUGGUAGCCGGGGCAGCAGGGUUGAGGAACCGGGUGGUAGCCGGGGCAGCAGGGUUGAGGAACCGGGUGGUAGCCGGGGCAGCAGGGUUGAGGAACCGGGGUGUAGCCGGGGCAGCAGGGUUGAGGAACCGGGUGGUAGCCGGGCAGCAGGGUUGAGGAACCGGGUGGUAGCCGGGGCAGCAGGGUUGAGGAACCGGGUGGUAGCCGGGGCAGCAGGGGUUGAGGAACGGGUGGUAGCCGGGGCAGCAGGGUUGAGGAACCGGGUGGUAGCCGGGGCAGCAGGGUUGAGGAACCGGGUGGUAGCCGGGGCAGCAGGGUUGAGGAACCGGGUGGUAGCCGGGGCAGCAGGGUUGAGGAACCGGGUGGUAGCCGGGGCAGCAGGGUUGAGGAACCGGGUGGUAGCCGGGGCAGCAGGGUUGAGGAACCGGGUGGUAGCCGGGGCAGCAGGGUUGAGGAACCGGGUGGUAGCCGGGGAAGCAGGGUUGAGGAACCGGGUGGUAGCCGGGGCAGCAGGGUUGAGUAGCCGGGGAAGCAGGGUUGAGGAACCGGGUGGUAGCCGGGGCAGCAGGGUUGAGGAACCGGGUGGUAGCCGGGGCAGCAGGGUUGAGUAGCCGGGGAAGCAGGGUUGAGGAACCGGGUGGUAGCCGGGGCAGCAGGGUUGAGGAACCGGGUGGUAGCCGGCUAGUGUUAGUCUCUUCGUUAAACACUUUUUUUUUCUCCAAUUCACACGUUUUUGGUCAUAUGAUGAUACCCAAGCAUAAUACGUUUGGUGAACUUUAUUAUACUAUCAAAUACUUACUGUGGCUUCUACGUGGCUAACUAGCAUCUAGCUUGCUAGCGUUAGCCAAAGUUGAGCUAUGCAGCUAGCUAGCUCUGGUCCAUAGCGUUACACGCGGCUCUUGAGCCUUCUUCUCAACGCCCUGUAUCUCUCCAUUCAUUCAUCCAAUGUGGAUUUCCCCCGCUGAUUUUGUCAAGUGACAGGCUUCAGUACAGUUUCGUUACCCACCAAUGUGAAGAUGUUGCUGGAGUGUUGACUAACUUACUUUCUGUAUGCGCUAACUGUCCAUAGCAUGCGCAUGGCCAACUCAAUUUCAAAAUACGGUUUGUUGUGCUACAUGCUAACUACCUAGCUAAAUUAUUAUGACCUGUAGAAUAGAUGUAGUUAAUUAGAGUCAGUGUUAUUUUCAUGUGUAGAGAACAUGGACAUAUUCCUGGAAGGUGUGUUGCAAUAUAUAUUUUUUUUAAUUAAUGAUCAGAUUCGUAGAAUAACUAGUCAGUCAUCUUUUUGAAAAGAGUUAAUAGCCCCCUGUUCUUGACAUUAACAUACACCUGUUGGUCCUGUUUCAGAUCUCAUGCCCUCAUUCAUCCGACAUGGACCCACUAUCCCCAGACGCACCGAGGUCCCUCCGCCAGAGCCUGGCCCAGUGCACUCAUCCUACCCCGUGGGACCCAGCCCUGAGCCUGUGUUGGCCCGCAACAAGAGCUUCCUACGCAACCCUGUGCAGAGGCCACCCCACGAGGCGGCUCGGCGGGAACGCCAUCGGAUGUCAGCCCCUCCGUACCUACCCCGCAGCCUGGGGGACCUACCCCACGAGUACGGAGGCUCCUCGCAGUCCUUCCUCACAGACGUGAGCCCCAUGGGUGAGAACGGGGACGCUGGACGCUACUAUUACCCCCAGCCUCGGGAGCCUUAUUACGACAGCCAGCAGCAGCAGAGACGGCCUCAGCAGCCCAGAGCCCCUGACCGCCUCCAUGACGACUAUAGAUACUAUGAACACAACGAACAUCCAAACUUCCAAAGACUACCACCGCAGCAACACACUCCUCCGGCCCCCAACAGACAACCAGCAGGUGAAACAUAAAGAAGUCUUACUCUAAAGUCAAAAUCCGUUGUCAUAAUAGUCAAUAAGUUGAAACCAAUUUCAUAUUGAUGCGAUAUCUUAUAAGGAAGCCUGAUAAAGCUAUGACUCAGUAAAAAAGGUAGUUUAGUCAGCAAGAACAAAAAUGAUGACGGAGGCUUGGAAUGUCUGUAGAAUGUGAGUUAUAAUGCUAUUUACAUUUACGUCAUUUAGCAGACGCUCUUAUCCAGAGCGACUUACAAAUUGGUGCAUUCACCUUAUAGCCAGUGGGAUAACCACUUUACAAUGUUUUUUUUUUUUUUUUUUGGGGGGGGGGGGGGGCGUAGAAGGAUUACUUUAUCCUAUCCCAGGUAUUCCUUAAAGAGGUGGGGUUUCAAAUGUCUCCGGAAGGUGAUGAGUGACUCCGCUGUCCUGGCGUCGUGAGGGAGCUUGUUCCACCAUUGGGGUGCCAGAGCAGCGAACAGUUUUGACUGGGCUGAGCGGGAACUGUGCUUCAGCAGAGGUAGGGGGGCCAGCAGGCCAGAGGUAGGGGGGCCAGCAGGCCAGAGGUAGGGGGGCCAGCAGGCCAGAGGUGGAUGAACGUAGUGCCCUCGUUUGGGUGUAGGGUCUGAUACUGGUGAGGCUCUACACCUGGGCUUUGUGGACCCUACGGGCCUUGGUUAAAAGUAGUGGGCUACAGAGGGAAUAGUGUGCCAGUAGGAACGUAGCCUUGCUUAAGGGGAUACGGUGAGUAGGCUAUAUAUUCUAGGGUUCAUUCCUGGACUGCCACUCCUCAGUAUGACCAUGGAGCUAUAGUGUAACUAGUGAACACAGCUUAGGAACAGGUGUUAAAAUAAGUCUUUGUUGCUACCGUGUGUCCGGGUGCUCAACUAGCAGAUCCUUUUUUUGGACAGAGCCUUAAACGAAAGGGGUGGUGCCGGUUCAGUAAACCUCAUUGUUUUGUAUCUUCAAAUAUAGUCUCGCUACAAACUAGUAAUUUGCAGACGGAGUGGGAUCGCCCCAAGUCACAUGACUAAACCCCAGACUGGUGCAUGUCAUAUGUUGUCUUCUCUGUGUUAAACACAUUACACACACGCUACUUCAAUACAUUUACAUUUACAUUUACGUCAUUUAGCAGACGCUCUUAUCCAGAGCGACUUACAGUUAGUGAAUAUUUUUUAUUUUUAUUUAUUUUAAACCCACAACCCUGGUAUUGCAAACGCCAUGCUCUAUCAACUGAGCUACACCCCUGCCGGCCAUUCCCUCCCCUACCCUGGACGACGCUGGGCCAAUUGUGCGCCGCCCAUGAGUCUCCCGGUCGCGGCCGGCUGCGACAGAGCCUGGAUUCGAACCAGGAUCUCUAGUGGCACAGUUAGCACUGCGAUGCAGUGCCUUAGACCACUGCGCCACUCAGGAAGUACAAUAGACUCUAGAAUGUGAGUCUUGAUGCAAAGUCCCACUGUCUGGUGCAUCAGGUGGGACGCUGGGGAUAAAGGUCCACAUGAACGGAAUUAUACUGACACUCAGAUCUUUCACUUUACAGUGUAUGCCAAACAAAAUCCAUUUGAUUUUCAAAUUGAACAAGCCGUACAACUCUAUGCACAAUGACCGCUUUGAACAAUUCACUCAUAACAUUUUACAAAAAACACAUUUACUUGGAAGAACAGUGCAGAUGCAAAGUUUGGUAACAGAAUGACGGCACCAACGGCACAAACCGUCAUUCUGUUACCAAACGUGUUUUAUAUAUAUAUAUUUUUUUAAGGAGGAGGGCGGGGAGGGAAGAGAGGAGGAAGAGGAGUGUAUAUUUGUGUGGUACGCAGGCACUCACCAGCUGGCUAGGCGCACCAGUCCUAUUGCUGUCCCUCACUGUCCCUCACUUUCAUGCAGAAUCUAUCAGAUUCCAGCUGCCAUUGUGAUGAAAUUGUCUUGCUCAUGUUGUGUUUUCUAUAUGCCCAGGACAGGGGACUUUACUGUUAUAAUUUGAGCUGUAAAAGUGAAUUUGAUAUCAGCCCAACUGAUUACUCCUUUGCUGAAUCUAGGCCUAACUCUUUAAACCAUGACUAUAUGGGCUCUGAUACCACAUCUGCAGCUCCGACACGGAGCCUGUUGAGUGAGCCCAGCUUGCUGCUUCCUCCUGCUGCUUCCUCCUGCUGCUUCCUGCUGCUUCUUCCUGCUGCUUCCUGCUGCUUCCUCCUGCUACUUCCUCCUGCUGUUUCCUGCUUCUUCCUGCUGCUGACUGAGUGAGGCUGGGUGUGAGGGGUUGGUUUUCCCCGUUCAUGGAUUGAAAAGGAAAGAACUGGAACACUAUAUAUACAAAAGUAUGUGGACACCCCUUCAAAUGAGUGGAUUAGGAUAUUUCAGCCAUACCCGUUGCUGACAAGUGUAGAAAAUCUGGCACACCGCCAUGCAAUCUCCAUAGACAAACAUUGGCAGUAGAAUGGCCUUACUGAAGAGCCCAGUGACUUACAACGUGGCACCGUCAUAGGAUGCCACCUUUCCAACAAGUCAGUUCGUAAAAUUUCUGCCCUGCUAGAGCUGCCCCGGUCAACUGUAAGUGCUGUUAUUGUGAAGUGGAAACGUCUAGGAACAACAAUGGCUCAGCCGUGAAGUGGUAGGCCACACAAUCUCACAGAACGGGACCGCCGAGUGCUGAAGCGUGUAAAAAUCGUCUGCCCUCGGUUGCAACACUCACUACAGAGUUCCAAACUUGACUCUGGAAGCAACGUCAGCACAAGAACUGUUCGUCGGGAGCUUCAUGAAAUGGGUUUCCAUGGCCGAGCAGCCGCACACAAGCCUAAGAUCACCAUGGCCAAUGCCAAGCAUCGGCUGGAGUGGUGUAAAGCUCGCCGCCAUUGGACUCUGGAGCAGUGGAAACGCGUUCUCUGGAGUGAUGAAUCAUCCUUCACCAUCUGGCAGUCCGACAGACGAAUCUGUGUUUGGCGGAUGGCAGGAGAACGCUACCUGCCCCAAUGCAUAGUGCCAACUGUAAAGUUUGGUGGAGGAGGAAUAAUGGUCUGGGGCUGUUUUUCAUGGUUAGGGCAAGGACCCUUAGUUCCAGUGACGGGAAAUCUUAAUGUUACAGCAUACAAUGACAUUCUAGAUGAUUCUGUGCUUCCAACUUUGUGGCAACAGUUGGGGAAGGCCCUUUCCUGUUUCAGCAUGACAAUGCCCCGUGCACAAAGCGAGGUCCAUACAGAAAUGGUUUGUCGAGAUCAGUGUGGAAGAACUUGACUGGCCUGAACAGAGCCCUGACCUCAACCCCAUCGAACACCUUUGGGAUGAAAUGGAACACUGACUGCGAGCCAGGUGUCCACAUAUCUUUCGUAAUGUAUAAGUACUAUGGUGGAGGAAACUCCCUCUGGCCCAGGGGUGGGAAAACACGGCUCUGGACCAGGGGUGGGAAAACACGGCUCUUGCCUAUGCUUACAACAAUCCAAUGCUUUUUAUUGUGUGGAGAGGAGUGCACACUUCAGGAGAAAGGACAGAUGAGAUGUAAGCUCUGUUUGAAUUUGAGCUCAGAUCUCUGCCUUCCUGUCCAAUGAAUAGAUUUACUCUCCCAUUUCCUACCAUCAAGAGAGGUGGAUCACAAUCAGAAUGUGAGUGUGUGUCAGAGAGGGAGUAGGAAAUCUAGGACCGUAUUGUUAAAAAAGUAUCAGCAGCAACGCAGUGUUUCAGUGUUUGUACAGUUGAUGUGUCAGAAUGUUUUUUUUUUUUUAAUACAGUGAGGGGAAAAAAGUAUUUGAUCCCCUGCCGAUUUUGUACGUUUGCCCACUGACAAAGACAUGAUCAGUCUAUAAUUUUUAAUGGUAGGUUUAUUUGAACAGUGAGAGACAGAAUAACAACAACAAAAUCCAGAAAAACACAUGUCAAAAAUGUUAUAAAUUGAUUUGCAUUUUAAUGAAGGAAAUAAGUAUUUGACCCCCUCUCAAUCAGAAAGAUUUCUGGCUCCCAGGUGUCUUUUAUACAGGUAACAAGCUGAGAUUAGGAGCACUCCCUUUAAGAGUGUGCUCCUAAUCUCAGUUUGUUACCUGUAUAAAAGACACCAGUCCACAGAAGCAAUCAAUCAAUCAGAUUCCAAACUCUCCACCAUGGCCAAGACCAAAGAGCUCUCCAAGGAUGUCAGGGACAAGAUUGUAGACCUACACAAGGCUGGAAUGGGCUACAACACCAUCGCCAAGCAGCUUGGUAAGGUGGUGACAACAGUUGGUGCGAUUAUUUGCAAGUGGAAGAAACACAAAAGAACUGUCAAUCUCCCUCGGCCUGGGGCUCCAUGCAAGAUCUCACCUCGUGGAGUUACAAUGAUCAUGAGAACGGUGAAGAAUCAGCUCAGAACUACACGGGAGGAUCUUGUCAAUGAUCUCAAGGCAGCUGGGACCAUAGUCACCAAGAAAACAAUUGGUAACACACUACGCCGUGAAGGACUGAAAUCCUGCAGCGCCCGCAAGGUCCCACUGCUCAAGAAAGCACAUAUACAGGCCCGUCUGAAGUUUGCCAAUGAACAUCUGAAUGAUUCAGAGGAGAACUGGGUGAAAGUGUUGUGGUCAGAUGAGACCAAAAUCGAGCUCUUUGGCAUCAACUCAACUCGCCGUGUUUGGAAGAGGAGGAAUGCUGCCUAUGACCCCAAGAACACCAUCCCCACCGACAAACAUGGAGGUGGAAACAUUAUGCUUUGAGGUGUUUUUCUGCUAAGGGGAGACGACAACUUCACCGCAUCAAAGGGACGAUGGACGGGGCCAUGUACCGUCAAAUCUUGGGUGAGAACCUCCUUCCCUCAGCCAGGGCAUUGAAAAUGGGUCGUGGAUGGGUAUUCCAGCAUGACAAUGACCCAAAACACAUGGCCAAUGCAACAAAGGAGUGGCUCAAGAAGAAGCACAUUAAGGUCCUGGAGUGGCCUAGCCAGUCUCCAGACCUUAAUCCCAUAGAAAAUCUGUGGAGGGAGCUGAAGGUUCAAGUUACCAAACGUCAGCCUCGAAACCUUAAUGACUUGGAGAAGAUCAGCAAAGAGGAGUGGAACAAAAUCCCUCCUGAGAUGUGUGCAAACCUGGUGGCCAACUACAAGAAACGUCUGACCUCUGUGAUUGCCAACAAGGGUUUUGCCACAAAGUACUAAGUAAUGUUUUGCAGAGGGGUCAAAUACUUAUUUCCCUCAUUAAAAUGCAAAUCAAUUUAUAACAUUUUUGACAUGUGUUUUUCUGGAUUUUUUUGUUGUUAUUCUGUCUCUCACUGUUAAAAUAAACCUACCAUUAAAAUUAUAGACUGAUCAUGUCUUUGUCAGUGGGCAAACGUACAAAAUCAGCAGGGGAUCAAAUACUUUUUUCCCUCACUGUAGUAGUGGACAUUGUUCCUCCUCUAUAAAUGGAUACUGUCCCCAGAGGACAUGAUUCCUCCUCUAUAAAUGGAUACUGUCCCCAGAGGACAUGGUUCCUCUAUAAAUAUAUACUGUCCCCAGAGGACAUGAUUCCUCCUCUAUAAAUAUAUACUGUCCCCAGAGGACAUGAUUCCUCCUCUAUAAAUAUAUACUGUCCCCGGAGGACAUGAUUCCUCCUCUAUAAAUGGAUACUGUCCCCAGAGGAAAUGAUUCCUCCUCUAUAAAUGGAUACUGUCCCCAGAGGACAGGAUUCCUCCUCUAUAAAUAUAUACUGUCCCCAGAGGACAUGAUUCCUCCUCUAUAAAUAUAUACUGUCCCCAGAGGACAUGAUUCCUCCUCUAUAAAUGGAUACUGUCCCCAGAGGACAUGGUUCCUCUAUAAAUAUAUACUGUCCCCAGAGGACAUGAUUCCUCCUCUAUAAAUAUAUACUGUCCCCAGAGGACAUGAUUCCUCCUCUAUAAAUAUAUACUGUCCCCGGAGGACAUGAUUCCUCCUCUAUAAAUGGAUACUGUCCCCAGAGGAAAUGAUUCCUCCUCUAUAAAUGGAUACUGUCCCCAGAGGACAUGAUUCCUCCUCUAUAAAUAUAUACUGUCCCCGGAGGACAUGGUUCCUCCUCUAUAAAUAUAUACUGUCCCCAGAGGACAUGAUUCCUCCUCUAUAAAUAUAUACUGUCCCCGGAGGACAUGAUUCCUCCUCUAUAAAUGGAUACUGUCCCCGGAGGACAUGAUUCCUCCUCUAUAAAUGGAUACUGUCCCCAGAGGAAAUGAUUCCUCCUCUAUAAAUGGAUACUGUCCCCAGAGGACAGGAUUCCUCCUCUAUAAAUAUAUACUGUCCCCAGAGGACAUGAUUCCUCCUCUAUAAAUAUAUACUGUCCCCAGAGGACAUGAUUCCUCCUCUAUAAAUGGAUACUGUCCCCAGAGGACAUGGUUCCUCUAUAAAUAUAUACUGUCCCCAGAGGACAUGAUUCCUCCUCUAUAAAUAUAUACUGUCCCCAGAGGACAUGAUUCCUCCUCUAUAAAUAUAUACUGUCCCCGGAGGACAUGAUUCCUCCUCUAUAAAUGGAUACUGUCCCCAGAGGAAAUGAUUCCUCCUCUAUAAAUGGAUACUGUCCCCAGAGGACAUGAUUCCUCCUCUAUAAAUAUAUACUGUCCCCGGAGGACAUGGUUCCUCCUCUAUAAAUAUAUACUGUCCCCAGAGGACAUGAUUCCUCCUCUAUAAAUAUAUACUGUCCCCGGAGGACAUGAUUCCUCCUCUAUAAAUGGAUACUGUCCCCGGAGGACAUGAUUCCUCCUCUAUAAAUGGAUACUGUCCCCAGAGGACAUGAUUCCUCCUCUAUAAAUAUAUACUGUCCCCAGAGGACAUGAUGCCUCCUCUAUAAAUGGAUACUGUCCCCAGAGGACAUGGUUCCUCCUCUAUAAAUAUAUACUGUCCCCAGAGGACAUGAUUCCUCCUCUAUAAAUAUAUACUGUCCCCGGAGGACAUGAUUCCUCCUCUAUAAAUGGAUACUGUCCCCGGAGGACAUGAUUCCUCCUCUAUAAAUAUAUACUGUCCCCAGAGGAUAUGAUUCCUCCUCUAUAAAUAUAUACUGUCCCCGGAGGACAUGAUUCCUCCUCUAUAAAUAUAUACUGUCCCCAGAGGACAUGAUUCCUCCUCUAUAAAUAUAUACUGUCCCCAGAGGAUAUGAUUCCUCCUCUAUAAAUAUAUACUGUCCCCGGAGGACAUGAUUCCUCCUCUAUAAAUAUAAAACUGUCCCCAGAGGCCCAUGAUUCCUCCUCUAUAAAUGGAUACUGUCCCCAGAGGACAUGGUUCCUCUAUAAAUAUAUACUGUCCCCAGAGGACAUGAUUCCUCCUCUAUAAAUAUAUACUGUCCCCAGAGGACAUGAUUCCUCCUCUAUAAAUAUAUACUGUCCCCGGAGGACAUGAUUCCUCCUCUAUAAAUGGAUACUGUCCCCAGAGGAAAUGAUUCCUCCUCUAUAAAUGGAUACUGUCCCCAGAGGACAGGAUUCCUCCUCUAUAAAUAUAUACUGUCCCCAGAGGACAUGAUUCCUCCUCUAUAAAUAUAUACUGUCCCCAGAGGACAUGAUUCCUCCUCUAUAAAUGGAUACUGUCCCCAGAGGACAUGGUUCCUCUAUAAAUAUAUACUGUCCCCAGAGGACAUGAUUCCUCCUCUAUAAAUAUAUACUGCCCCCAGAGGACAUGAUUCCUCCUCUAUAAAUAUAUACUGUCCCCGGAGGACAUGAUUCCUCCUCUAUAAAUGGAUACUGUCCCCAGAGGACAUGAUUCCUCCUCUAUACAAUAUAUACUGUCCCGAGGACAUGGUUCCUCCUCUAUAAAUAUAUACUGUCCCCAGAGGACAUGAUUCCUCCUCUAUAAAUAUAUACUGUCCCCGGAGGACAUGAUUCCUCCUCUAUAAAUGGAUACUGUCCCCGGAGGACAUGAUUCCUCCUCUAUAAAUGGAUACUGUCCCCAGAGGACAUGAUUCCUCCUCCUAUAAAUAUAUACUGUCCCCAGAGGACAUGAUGCCUCCUCUAUAAAUGGAUACUGUCCCCAGAGGACAUGGUUCCUCCUCUAUAAAUAUAUACUGUCCCCAGAGGACAUGAUCCUCCUCUAUAAAUAUAUACUGUCCCCGGAGGACUGAUUCCUCCUCUAAAAAUGGAUACUGUCCCCGGAGGACAUGAUUCCUCCCUCUAUAAAUAUAUACUGUCCCCAGAGGAUAUGAUUCCUCCUCUAUAAUAUAUACUGUCCCCGGAGGACAUGAUUCCUCCUCUAUAAAUAUAUACUGUCCCCAGAGGACAUUGAUUCCUCCUCUAUAAAUAUAUACUGUCCCCAGAGGAUAUGAUCCUCCUCUAUAAAUAUAUACUGUCCCCAGAGGACAUGAUUCCUCCUCUAUAAAUAUAUACUGUCCCCAGAGGACAUGAUUCCUCCUCUAUAAAUAUAACUGUCCCCAGAGGACAUGAUUCCUCCUCUAGUAAAUGGAAUGACUGUCUUCCCAGAGGACAUGAUUCCUCCUCUAUAAUAUAUACUGUCCCAGAGGAUAUGUAUCCUCCUCUUAAAUAUAUACUGUCCCCAGAGGACAUGAUUCCUCCUCUAUAAAUAUAUACUGUCCCCAGAGGACAUGAUUGUAUAUAAUAGGCACAGUGUAUAUAAUAUAAAAGAAUAGACUAGAACGGACAGACGCAGACCCUAGAUGAGAGGCUGAAAGCAGCACAGGGUCAGUUACAGGGCAGUGCCCCUGCUGGUAUGGCAUGGUAAUGCUAGUUUGGUUUUACCACAGGAUACAGGACGGUACCAGGGCCUGGCAACAGGUUUUACCACAGGAUACAGGACGGUACCAGGGCCUGGCAACAGGUUUUACCACAGGAUACAGGACGGUACCAGGGCCUGGCAACAGGUUUUACCACAGGAUACAGGACGGUACCAGGGCCUGGCAACAGGUUUUACCACAGGAUACAGGACGGUACCAGGGCCUGGCAACAGGUUUUACCACAGGAUACAGGACGGUACCAGGGCCUGGCAACAGGUUUUACUACAGGAUACAGGACGGUACCAGGGCCUGGCAACAGGUUUUACCACAGGAUACAGGACGGUACCAGGGCCUGGCAACAGGUUUUACCACAGGAUACAGGACGGUACCAGAGCCUGGCAACAGGUUUUACCACAGGAUACAGGACGGUACCAGGGCCUGGCAACAGGUUUUACCACAGGAUACAGGACGGUACCAGAGCCUGGCAACAGGUUUUACCACAGGAUACAGGACGGUACCAGGGCCUGGCAACAGGUUUUACCACAGGAUACAGGACGGUACCAGGGCCUGGCAACAGGUUUUACCACAGGAUACAGGACGGUACCAGGGCCUGGCAACAGGUUUUACCACAGGAUACAGGACGGUACCAGGGCCUGGCAACAGGUUUUACUACAGGAUACCUGAAGCUUUAGGGUGGCACCCUGUUCCCCAUAGGGCUUUAGUCGAAAGUAGUGCACUAUAAUAAUAAUAAUAUGCCAUUUAGCAGACGCUUUUAUCCAAAGCGACUUACAGUCAUGUGUGCAUACAUUUUUACGUAUGGGUGGUCCCGGGGAUCGAACCCACUACCCUGGCGUUACAAGCGCCAUGCUCUACCAAUUGAGCUACAGAGGACCACACUAUGUAGGGAAUAGGGUGCAAUUUGGGAGUCAGCCCAUAUGUUUGGCCAGCCAUCCUCUGAAGGUUUAAGGUAUCUUAACAGUGGUUGUUUUUUUUCUCCUCCUCUCCUCAGGUAUCGGUCGGAUGCAGGCCAAGUCUCUGGGGAACCUGUCCAGUCCGAGCGGUGAGGACAUCCCCCUGCCCCGUGGUUGGACGGUAGACUGGACCAUCCGAGGCAGGAAGUACUACAUCGACCACAACACCAACACCACCCACUGGUCCCACCCCCUGGAGAGAGAGGGUCUGCCCCCUGGCUGGGAGAAGGUGGAGUCGGCUGAGUUUGGGACUUACUACGUGGACCACAUCAACAAGAGGGCGCAGUAUAGACACCCCUGGGCUCCUAGGUGGGAUUUUAGAGACAGACAGGCGGUGUAAGAUGAAGUUAUGCGGUGUAAGAUGAAGUUAGGCGGUGUAAGAUGAAGUUAGGCGGUGUAAGAUGAAGUUAGGCGGUGUAAGAUGAAGUUAGGCGGUGUAAGAUGAAGUUAGGCGGUGUAAGAUGAAGUUAGGCGGUGUAAGAUGAAGUUAGGCGGUGUAAGAUGAAGUUAGGCGGUGUAAGAUGAAGUUAGGCGGUGUAAGAUGAAGUUAGGCGGUGUAAGAUGAAGUUAGGCGGUGUAAGAUGAAGUUACCCUUAGACGCUGAUCUAUGGUCAGUUUGGCAUGUUCGCCACUAAUGGUGAAGGUUAGGAUUGGAGGAGGGGACGCCUGACCUAGAUCUGUACCUAGGGGAAACACUCACGCGCGCGCACACAUCUUGGUAUUGUCUUUUUAUUAAUUUUUUAUUUUUAUGAGAAUCUGUUAAAAACAAUCAUUUUAUUCUGAUAUUUUAACUUGACUCCUAGCCUCUGCCAAUACUAAGCUGAACAAAUAUAUAAACGCAACAUGUGAAGUGUUGGUCCCCAUGCUUCAUGAGCUGAACUAAAAGAUCCCAGAAGUUUUCCAUACGCAAUAAAAGUUUAUUUCUCUCAAAUGUAUGGCCCUGUUAGUGUAUGGCCCUGUUAGUGAGCAUUUCUCCUUUGCCAAGAUAAUCCAUCCACCUGACAGGUGUGGCAUAUCAAGAAGCUGAUUAAACAGCAUGAUCAUUACACAGGUGCACCUUGUGCUGGAGACAAAAGGUCACACACUCUAAAAUGUGCAGUUUUGUCAAACAACACAAUGCCAAAGAUGUCUCAAGUUUUGAGGGGAGCGUGCAAUUGGCAUGCUGACUGCAGGAAUGUCCACCAGAGCUGUUGCCAGAGAAUUGAAUGUUAAUUUCUCUACCAUAAGCCGCCUCCAACGUUGUUUUAGAGAAUUUGGCAGUACGUUCAACUGGCCUCACAACCGCAGACCACGUGUAACCACGCCAGCCCAGGACCUCCACAUCCUGCUUCUUCACCUGCGGGAUCGUCUGAGACCAGCCACCCGGACAGCUGAUGAAACUAUGGGUUUGCCACAUCCAAAGAAUUUCUGCACAAACUGUCAGAAACCGUCUCAGGGAAGCUCAUCUGCGUGCUCGUCAGGGAAGCUCAUCUGCGUGCUCGUCAUCCUCACCAGGGCCUUGACCUGACUGCAGUUCGGCAUCGUAACCGGCAUCAGUGGGUAAAUGCUCCCCUUCGAUGGCCACAAGCACGCUGGAGAAGUGUGUUCUUCACGGAUGAAUCCCGGUUUCAACUGUACCGGGCAGAUGGCUUGGUGUGGGCGAGCGGUUUUCUGAUGUCAACGUUGUGAACAGAGUGCCCCAUGGUGGCGGUGGGGUUAUGGUACGGGCAGGCCUGGGCCACGGACAUGAAACAAAAUAGAUUUUUAUUGAUUGGCAAUUUGAACGCACAGAGAUACCGUGACGAGAUCCUGAGGCCCAUUGUCGUGCCAUUCAUCCGCCACCAUCACCUCAUGUUUCAGCAUGAUAAUGCACGGCCCCAUGUCGCAAGGAUCUGUACACAAUUCCUGGAAGCUGAAAAUGUCCCAGUUCUUCCAUGGCCUUCAUACUCACCAUACACGUCACCCAUUUGAGCUCUGGAUCGACGUGUACGACGGCGUGUUCCGGUUCCCGCCAAUAUCCAGCAACUUCGCACAGCCACUGAAGAGGAGUGGGACAACAUUCCACAGGCCACAAUCAACAGCCCGAUCAACUCUAUGCGGAGAUGUGUCGCGCUGCAUGAGGCAAAUGGUGGUCACACCAGAUACUGACUGGUUUUCUGAUCCACGCCCCUACCUUUUUUUUUUAAAGGUAUAUGUGACCAACCGAUGCAUAACUGUAUUCCCAGUCAUGUGAAAUCCAUAGAUUAGGGCCUAAUUCAUUUAAUGACUGAUUUCCUUAUAUGAACUGUAACUCAGUCAAAUCUUUGAAAUUGCUGCAUGUUGCAUUUUGAUAUUUUUCUUCAGUGUAACGAUCUAACCCACUCUUCCUAUUCCAGUGCUCCUCUCUAUGACCAGCCCCAACCCCCUGCCCACUCUAGUUGUACACACACACACACAAUGGACUUGUAGUCCUUUUUAAAAAGGGAAUACAAUUUUAAAAAAAUAUUUUUUAUUUUGACUUUUCUUCCAUUUCCAGCGUGCCCCGUUAUGACCAGCCCCCUCCCCUGCCCCCUCCGGUUGUAUACCAGCCUCGCCCAGCAGAGAGGAACCAUCCAGUGCUGGUGCCAGCCAACCCAUACCACACUGCAGAGAUCCCAGACUGGCUACAGGUGUAUGCCCGCGCCCCGCUCAAGUGAGUACCUGGCGUACCUGGCGUACCUGGCGUACCUGGCGUACCUCCGUAGACUGGCUCAUAGUUUCAAAGAGGUUUUCAUUGAUGAAACACAAAAGGGAACCGGUACUGGAGACACCUUGCCGUUUUGGAGACGGCGUGGCGUUUCUAGCGAAGAGAUUUGCAAUGGCUAAUUAACGGUAAAUAAGUUAGUUUCACCUCAGCCAAGAUGCUAAGCUAGCCUAGAACCAGCGACCUUUCGGUUACUGGCACAACGCUCUUAACCACUAAGCCACCUCAGCCAAGAUGCUAAGCUAGCCAGCUAAAAUAGUUUACAGAUCUACACUAUUUUUUUUGCUAGCUACACUAGCUCUGCCGUGUCUCCAGAAAUGGCGAGGUGUCUCCAGGUUUGUUUAUAUCUGACCCCUCCUGCUCCAGGUAUGACCACAUCCUGAAAUGGGAUCUGUUCCAGCUGAUGGAUCUGGACACGUACCAGGGCAUGCUGAAACUGCUCUUCAUGAAGGAGCUGGAGCGCAUCGUCAAGUCCUACGAGGCCUACCGCCAGGCCCUGCUCUCUGAGGUGGACCACAGGAAACCGAGGCAGCAGUGGUCCGCCUCAGGCCCAGCAGCAGCCGGGCUAGUACUUCACAGGGAACAUGUGAACUGA